AUGUCGCUUGCUUCACCGGACGUCGAUAUAGAGGAUUCAAGUGAAUCCACGAAUGCCGCGUCUGCAUUUUCCGAAAAAGCACCCAACACAAGUGUCUCGUCCUCAGGGGCUCGUGCGAUUGAUGUAAUCAAUAUUUUUGAUUUUGAUGGUACGCUUUUUGCAUCUCCACAUCCAAAUCCAAAACUGUGGAAAAGUUCGUUCAUUGGAUUGUUGAAGAACAACAAACUUUAUAAAGGAUGGUAUCAGAGCAAGAGGUCAUUGGACUUUGGAGAGGAAGCAAGGAGCCAAGCGUGGAAUAGUUGGUGGAACGAGAAGGUGGUGGAUCUUGUGCGCAAGUCGAUGGAGCGUUCAACUUCGUUGACAGUUCUGCUUACUGGACGACAGUAUUCUGAAUUUCACGAAAUCAUUACUGAUAUGACAUCAAAGAAGGGACUGGUUUUCGAUAUAAUGGGUUUCAAACCGGAUCAGAAUGUUCUCCACUGGAAUUUGUAUUAUAAUUCUGCGAUCAUUAAAAAGGUGGGGAGGGAGAAGUACGAAAGGCUUUCGUCGACAAACACGAUCAUAAAGAAACCAGUAACGACCAAGAAUUUCAAGAUUAGUUUCAUUGAAGAUUUGAUAUCUCAUCAUCCUUCAAGCAAAUCAAUUUUCAUGUGGGAUGAUCGAGAGCAUCAUGUUCAAGCAUUUCGAUCUUUGCUUAAUGACUUGAGAGGGCAAGGAAAAAUUCGGAAAGGCGGGGUGGAUCACGUAACCCUUAAAAUGCGCUAUUUUGAUAGAGUUAAAGAACGCGAGAUUGUCACGGAUAUCAUCGAGAGUCAUAAUAAAAAUUGGGCAUGCGGUACACUUUCAAAUUACUAUCUACCCCAAAUUGAGCUCAUUCGAGAAGUCGAAUACGUGGGAAUCUAUUUUGACUACCAGGCGAUACGGUUUUUGCGUCGACACUUCUCACCCCCAAAUCGAUAUUUUCAUAAUCGACGCGGACGUCAAAUGAAUCAUCGAUGGAAUUUCGACGAGCCUUACUUAUUCGUUCGGAGGCGACCAAUUUCUCAAGAAAUCCUGGGAUGUUGCUCUUCCAAUAGAAAACACUAUGUCGUCAUGAAAGUGGUCGCGAAAGGAAUGUUCAGAAACUGUGUGUAUUGUCUGAAAGUGGUGAACCAGGAUUCGAAUGAUUCAGGCAAGAGCGGGAUCCCUCACAAUUCUAUUUUUAAUCAUUUUAAUACUACUUUCAUUAUGCUCGCAUUUGAUCAGAGUACCGUUGAUGGAUUCCCUGAUAGGCCGGAAGACAUUGAACCAUCUCGUUGGAUCCCAAUAUCUGAUGAUCAACAGGUUGUGGUACGCGGAUUCAUCGGCAAAAGUUUCCUUACAAAUUAUCGGGAGGUGGACGCGUCUGCUCAAGGCAGCAGCUCCGAGGACGCAUGA
Messenger RNA from Acaulospora colombiana, 1416 nucleotides. The record is from the annotation of a GenBank genome assembly. NCBI's taxonomy places the organism in Eukaryota, Fungi, Glomeromycota, Glomeromycetes, Diversisporales, Acaulosporaceae.